ACUUAAGGAACAUGAUGAUCAAAACAAAGCUCGUCGUGGAGGACAUACCGAGGUCGACAUGGCGUCUGCGGUGCUACCAGAGCAAUGAGGACGAAUCACAAGUUUUUAUUAAGAAGAGCCAACGCGUGCGCAGCCCUUAUCAUUUCAUCUGGUUGCUCAUUCGUCACGGUUGGCAAGAGCAAGUGUGGUCGGUCGCCGUCGCGAUCGUGUACUAUUUGUCCAUCCUGCUGCGGAUUCCACUUUUUCAUGGCCUGCUCGCUGGCGGUGGCGCCGGCCUCUCCUUCAACCAAGCCGUGCUCUUGCUGGUAGCAUCGUGUGUCGCGGAGGGCCUCGUGUGCAGCUUCUGCGUCACCUUUUCCGUCCGGUGCCAGACCAGAGCUCAACUAUUGGUGCAGACGGCUGUCUUCCAGAAGGUGACCUGCCUUUCCGCCGCCGGCGUAGCGGCCAACCCUUCCGGCUUCGUGUCGACGCUGCUCAUCGCUGAUGCCUGGGUGGUGACUUUCUUCCAAAGUUUCUUCGCGAAUGCCGGCAUCGGCCUUUUGUGUAUUCCGGUUGUCUUGUCUACUCUGGCACACGAAAUGGGCUUCGAACCCGCCUGCGCCUGUCUAGCCUGGCUAGUGGCGGUCGCAUUGGCCUGCACGGUCAUAGAACCGCUGCUCUACAAGAGAUGUAGGGCACUGUACAGGUUUCGCGAUGAACGCCUAAAGAAGUUCACCGACUUCCUUCUAUCCAUAAGGCCUAUCAAAAUGUCCGCCCUCGAAGGUGUAUUUCAGGACAGCCUUCUUCAUCUCAGAUUGAAGGAAAUUAACCAGGCCUACCACGUCAACAUUCUGGAGAUGCUUCUCGAAACACUGUUUAGUGCAUCGAGCACUCUGAUGAUAAUAAUUGCAUUUGGAACAGUGGCGUUUACAAAUCCAGAUGCCACUUUCAGCCCCGCUGUUGUGUUUUCAUGUGUAUACAUGCUCACAAUAAUGGAUAAUUUGGCAACUGGUGCUCCGCACGUCCUCAGACUAAAGAGCUCGGUGUUCCGGAGCUGUAGAAGAUUGAUAUCCUUUUUCAAAGAGGAAGAGUACAGCAGGGUGGAAGACCAAUACCGACGUUCUCCUAAUGUCACAGUCGGCGAGGUCACUUUGAAGGACUGCUCGUUCGCUUGGGCCAAGAGGGAUGAAAAAGUAGAAAAUCCUGCCUUGGAUGGUAUUAGCCUGCUAAUUGACCAAGGCUCGCUCGUUGGCAUCGUGGGCCCAGUGGGCAGCGGCAAGUCUUCACUCCUGUCAGCCAUCGUUGGAGACAUGAACAUCUCAGCGGCACUGUCUCUGUCAACGGCUCAAUUGGUAUUGUGUCUCAAGUGCCACAAAUUUUAAAUAUGACCAUACGAGACAACAUAACCUUCGGGCGCAAGUUCGAAGAGCUGUACUACGCUAAAGUUGUGGAAGCUUGCCAACUCUAUCGGGACAUUAACAUGAUGCCAGCAGGAGAUCUCACCGA
Messenger RNA from Dermacentor silvarum, 1485 nucleotides. Its product is annotated as ATP-binding cassette sub-family C member 6-like. NCBI's taxonomy places the organism in Eukaryota, Metazoa, Arthropoda, Arachnida, Ixodida, Ixodidae. The transcript has 9 exons. Gene Ontology annotation, cellular component: membrane. The coding region runs from base 12 to 1361 and encodes 449 amino acids. The record is from RefSeq and is a predicted model, not a curated record. Gene Ontology annotation, biological process: transmembrane transport. Gene Ontology annotation, molecular function: ABC-type transporter activity; ATP hydrolysis activity; ATP binding.